CUGAUGCGGGGCUUGGUGGUGGGUGAACUCCAGAGUCCAGACAAACCCUUGCGGUGAUAGCGCGAGCCUGAGGAGGGGGAAAGUCGAAUCUGGCGCCGGCGAUGUCGGCGGCGGCGGCGGAAGACGGGGAGGCGACGCUGCGUCACAAGACGUCGACGAAGAAGAAGAAGGCCAAGCAUGGCGAUGUGGAGGUGGCUCCGUCCAAGCCCCCCAUGCCCGCUGCCCCAUUCCGUGAAACCCCACCCCCUGAGUCCCCGGCUCCCGGAACCCCAACCUUGGAAGAGGUCACGAGGAGGACAAAGGAACAAGGGAAGAGGAAGACGCGUGAGGAGCAGCAUGCGGCGGCCCGAAACCCUAGCUUGGCGAUGGCGAUGCACAAUCCUUCUCCGCCCGCUGCUGCCCAAACCGCCAUCUUGGGGCAGGAGCAGCAGCAGGUGGUGACCAAGAAACGGAAGCGGAGGGCGCCAUUGCCAUCUGAGCCCACCCAGACUCACUCUCUUCAGCUGCAAGGGACCUGCAGAGCUCCGCCACAACAUGACCCAGCAAGGGAAGAGGAGGCGGCUGCAGCGAUGAGGACCAAGGAAAGGAAUAUGAAGACGCGCAUGGUCAUGGAGCAGCAGUUGCUGGCGCCCUCUCCUGCCCCAAGCCACACCUUGGUGGAAGGGGGUGUCAUGUCGAGGAAGAAGACCAGGAAGCACCAGGACCAGAUGUCCUCUCCUUCUCUGACCGCUGCUGUCGCAACCCCAAUCUUUCAGCAGGACGCCAAGGGGAAAAACAAACAGGAGCAGGCCCCAUUGCCAUCUAUUCCUGGCCAGAUCCACUUACAAGAAACCCAAGCUCCACCAGAACAAGAGCCACAAGCUGGUGGCUGCAAGGGUAAAUGUACUAAACACAACAAUGGAAGGAAGUACCAUGUUCCUGUUCUCAGCAGCCGUCAGCUCAUCCCGCAUCAGCUCCUCAACAGGAAGGAGAAGCCACUGCCUCAAGGCAUGCGGACGUUCCAAUAUUUCGUUGACAAUUGCACUGAUUCGCCGCCUUUUACUGCAUACAUUGAGCAGUUCCGCUGUGAUCCUGUACGUCAAGAUCGCAAACCCGCACUUCCUAGAACCCCUGAUAGUCUUGCCAUGCUGCCACCUCGAGGUCGCCCAUCAGUUGACUCAUCUCAGUUAACUGCAUGUGAAAUUUCAGGUGCUUGCACAAUUAAAAAUUCUGUAGCUUCCAAGACAAAGCAGAAAAUGUCAGGUUCAGGUUCAGCCUCAGGCUCACAAGAGAAACUAAAUGUAAAGAUAAGGAAAACCACUGUUAUGGGGACCAAGAAGCAAAGGAAAAAACCACCACUGCUUACCAGUGCUGAGAAGCGCUCAGAUAAAUAUCGCCGUGUUCCCUUGGACCAACUGGUACCACCACCAUGCUCCCCUCAUAAGCUCUUGCAGGAGAAGUACGCUUCCGACCCCUGGAAAGUUAUUGUCAUCUGCAUGUUCCUUAACCUAACACAGGGCAAACAGGUCAGGAAGAUAGUGGACGGGUUCUUCGAACGUUAUCCUGAUCCUGUAUCGGCAUUCAACGCUGAUCCUAAAAAGAUGGAGGCAUAUCUUGCACCUCUAGGUUUGCAAAGUGUGAAAACAAGAAACAUCCAGAAACUAUCUAAGCAAUAUGUUGAAGAAGAUUGGAAAUAUGUUACCGAGCUAUGUGGAGUCGGCAAGUAUGCAGCUGAUGCUUAUUCAAUAUUUUGUGCGGGGAGGGCAACAGAGGUGGUACCUGAGGAUCACAAGUUAGUUGAUUACUGGAAAUACGUUUGCUUGGAGUUGCCCAAGAUGAAGGAGGUAUUCUCAACACAUAAGGAUUUGGUAAACGUUGAGGAAGCUGGAGUGACAGAGCAGAAUAAUGUUUCCCUCAGCGUGGGGGAAUCAGUAGCCUGCCAGAAUAGGAGCUUGGGUUGAAGAAGGAAGCAAAUGCUCUUUUGUUCCGCUGUAUAUUAUAAACUUUUGAGGGCAUAGCUUAGAAUCAAACUACUACCUUGAACAGAUCAUCUGGUUUUGGGGCUUCUACAGCUCACUCGAAUUGUUUCUGCAAUCUGAUUUGCUCGUUUCUGAUUUGUCUGUUAGUCAAUAUGUGCAUGUAUUGUGCC
This is a messenger RNA of Brachypodium distachyon (stiff brome), 2128 nucleotides long. RefSeq lists its product as uncharacterized. The record is from RefSeq and is a predicted model, not a curated record. Gene Ontology annotation, molecular function: catalytic activity; DNA binding. The coding region runs from base 102 to 1940 and encodes 612 amino acids. The transcript is spliced from 4 exons. Gene Ontology annotation, biological process: base-excision repair. NCBI's taxonomy places the organism in Eukaryota, Viridiplantae, Streptophyta, Magnoliopsida, Poales, Poaceae. Gene Ontology annotation, cellular component: nucleus.